Messenger RNA from Formica exsecta, 2455 nucleotides. RefSeq lists its product as uncharacterized. The record is from RefSeq and is a predicted model, not a curated record. The coding region runs from base 408 to 1775 and encodes 455 amino acids. The transcript is spliced from 7 exons. NCBI's taxonomy places the organism in Eukaryota, Metazoa, Arthropoda, Insecta, Hymenoptera, Formicidae.
AACGAUCCGCGGAAACGAGACAUCACCGGAAAGAAUACAACGUAUUACGACCUGCAAGAAGUAUUUUCAAGAAAAAAUAUUAGUUUACAAAUUAAUCCUAAUGUUAAAUGCCCUUUUCUAUUAAAUUUGUUUGUAAAUGUUGUAAAUAAUUUUUCUAAAUGUAAAUAUAUAUAUAUAAAAAUUUUUAUCUAUUCAUUAUUUGUUUCAAUGCACCAUAUUACUGCAAUAAUUUUUGUUUAUCGUUAGCUGUGAUACGCAUAGAUAUCCAAGGUGAAAUGUCAUCAGAAAACUGAUAUCAUUUAUAUCCAUGUACUAGAGUGAGCCACAUGUCAAACACUCUAUUGAUACAAAUAUUUUCUUUCCAAGUUUUCAAGAGCAAUGUGUGCUCCUUGAUCAAGGAGUUUUAAAUGGCGUUGGUAAAAUCUAAUAGUAAGCCCAAAAAUGGUAAAGAUCCACCUCAGCAGAAUCAUGAGGAAGGUACGGAGAUCUCCGCCCCUUCGAUAUUAACAAGUAUAACAACAACUUUUCAAAGCACUGUGGAUGAGAUCACUGAGGAUUAUGAAAAUUUUAUCAGUACAUCUGCAAUACUUCAUUAUUGUAAACACAAAAUACUCAAACCAUACCUGAGAUUGUUGAGUGUAAUGGGAUUAAGACCAACCAGCAGUGAUGACUCUGACCAUUCCUUACAAUGUUCUAUUCUGGCGAACCUGCAUACUCUUCAAGUCACUGUAUUUAUAUGUAUUGGAUACGUUUUACAAUAUAUGGCCUGUUUUAGGAGAGAUCGUGGAUUCUGUUACAAAAUAUUACUGCAAGAGCAAAAUAUUGAUGAAAAAGAGCCAUCCUGCUAUGGAAAUGUGAUAUUCAGCUACUUGAUUCCAAGUAUAUUACAUCUAGUCGCAUAUCUGUACACGAUAUACUUGUUUCGCAUUAAAGAAAACGAACAGCUGCAAAGUCUCAUGGAGAGAGCGUUCCUGCUCUCCUCGAAUCCAAUAAAUCGGGGCAAUCAGAAGCGUCUUGUACAUAUAUUAUGGUUGUUCAUAGCUUUGAGCAUAGUGUGGAUGAUCACAGCAUUGAUUACUGUGAAUAUUCAGAUGGCAAAGGAAAAUAUAACGUUUCAGUGGGUGGAGAAUAGUCCAUAUCAAGUGAAGAUAACGCUGAAAGUAUUGUUGGUCGUUUGUACCUUAUGGCACGACAUGAUUCAGGGAACUAUUAUAACAAGUUAUUGCUUGCAAGGACAGCUGUUGAUGUCGCACCUUUACUUUCUACGUGGAAAGUUGCUUCAGCAUAUCUUACUACCCAUCGAUUGGAUGAGGGACAUCGACGAAUUCAAGAAACUGUUGAAAUACUUCAAUGACGGAUUAGGCCCAGCUGUAUGCAUCUAUACUAUAGUGAAUCUAUCAUGGGCUACUGCGGGUAUUGUAUGGCUAUUUCAAUACUAUAUCAAUGAUGCGAAUGAUAUGUAUCCAAUCACGUAUGUUAAUGUGAUGAAUAUCGUAUUAUGGAUUUUGAUAUCGAUUGCUCCAUUUAUACAGGCUGCGCGCUUAACGAAUGCUUGCUCCAUGAUCCGAGCCGUAGGACACGAGAUACGUAUCCGACCGUUCGUGUAUCAAACCACUCCUGGAGAAGAUCUCGAUAGUAUACUUUUAUAUACAUCUUCUCUGAAGAUGUGCGCCAAAUUAUUCAGAAUACCUAUCAAAGGUAGAUAUUUAUGUCUUUUACUAACUAUCGGCAGUAUUUCUAUCCUUACUUUAGGACAGUGCCAAUUUUUCUUAUAAUUAUAUAUAUAGCAUUUUAAUCGAAAUUGUGUUAUAAAAUGCAUCGAGUAUUUUCGAAAUAUAUUCUCUCUAUAUUUUUUAAAAAAAUUAUUUGUGCAUAGAACAUAUAUUAUUAAUAUCCAUUUUAUUUAGAUAAAUUAUUUAGACCUAACAAUUUUCUUAGAGAGAACAUUUAUAUAUAUAUAUAUAUGUAAUAUGUAAAUAAUUGUAAAUUGUACAUUAUAUAUAAAAAAAAACGUUUUAUGUUAAAUUUAGAUUGAGAAUUUUAAUAAUAAGGUUCCCUGUGUUUUUUAUAUACUUUUGAUAUACAUCUCUAUGACAUUGCAACAUAAUUUAAACAAGAAUAGAAAUCAAGAAAGAUAAAUGAAAUAUUGGAAAAGGUAUUUUAUUCACUCCUCAUUAUAUCGUCCAAUACAUUACAUUCUCCAGUGAUGGCAGUAAUAUUGCAACAGACUGGAACGAAUUAUAAUUUACAUUUUUAACUUACUUGCAACAUGUAAAUCUACAAAUAUUUAAUGAAUAUUUUCUUUCCAAAAAUUUUGUAUUUAUUGUAUUUAUAAGCUAUGAGAAAAAUGCAAAAGUUAUAUGCAUUGUUAAUAUGAUACUAAUUGCAAUUAUUUAUAAUAGAGGUACAUGUACAAGAAAAAUAUUCAAGUAUUCAGAAAUAUAUAAAUAUUCCC